This is a messenger RNA of Uranotaenia lowii, 615 nucleotides long. RefSeq lists its product as uncharacterized. Lineage: Eukaryota; Metazoa; Arthropoda; Insecta; Diptera; Culicidae. Bases 25 to 549 code for a protein of 174 amino acids. The record is from RefSeq and is a predicted model, not a curated record. Gene Ontology annotation, molecular function: odorant binding. The transcript is spliced from 4 exons.
CUUUCCUGAACCCAGCAUACAACGAUGCUCACGAAACUUGUUCUCUCAUUUCUACCCUUGGUAGUUCUGGCUAAUGCCGAAGAGUGCAUCGAUUAUAGUGUCCAUGCCUCAGAAAUUCAAAACUGCUGUCCUCUGCCGUUCGGACUACCUCAAGAACCGUUAGAGGACUGCAUAAAACCAGCAGAGCAGCAAGUUCCAGACAAAAAUAAGAAGAGUUUCACCGCCUGCGCUUAUGAGUGUUACACGAAAAAGCUCGGCAUCAUCAAUGGUCAAACUGUUCAAAUGGACAAAAUCAAGGAGUAUAUGGAAAAGCUGGAAGUAAAUGCCGGACGCAUAAGAAUAGCCGCUUGGGAUGCUUGUGAUCAAAAUAAGUCCAAAAUUCUCGAUGCUCUUAAAGGGCAUACACUGAAAUGUCAUCCGUUUGCGUUCAAAAUGAUGACCUGUGUCGAGUAUCUGGUCGAUCGCAACUGCCCUGCCGAAUAUUUCAAUGACAAAAGUGAAAUUUGCCAAAAACUACGUUCCGGCGUGCCAUUUUGUAAUUCAUCAUAGAACGAGCAAUGAAUGUAAUAUUUAUCAGAUUUUAAGCGAGAUCCCGCUUUGUAGAUUAUCUAAUAU